Leucoraja erinaceus (little skate) is the source of this 594-nucleotide messenger RNA. Its product is annotated as thioredoxin-2-like. NCBI's taxonomy places the organism in Eukaryota, Metazoa, Chordata, Chondrichthyes, Rajiformes, Rajidae. The transcript is spliced from 5 exons. The coding region runs from base 131 to 490 and encodes 119 amino acids. The record is from RefSeq and is a predicted model, not a curated record.
UGAGCUAAAGAGGAAAAAGCAUGAUCCUCUGACUUAAAUAGGCGUGUUCCUCUUGUCUUUCCGGAGUAUAAAAUACGGGGCCCUUGACAGGUAACGAGCUCUGUGCAUCUGCAAGAGGAGAACAGACACGAUGACUGUGUAUGAGAUCCUCUCCAAGGAUGAGUUGAGCGCCAAGCUGAAGGAAGCCGGCAAUAAGUUAGUUGUUGUUGAUUUCUAUGCGACUUGGUGCGGUCCGUGUAAAGACAUAGCACCAAAAUUUAAGGCAUUUUCUACAACAUAUACUGAUGUGAUUUUCUGUAAAGUGGACACGGACGACGUUGAAGAAUUAAAUGUGGAGUACAAGGUCAAAGCUUUACCAACAUUCAUCUUUAUCAAGGACGGAAACGAGGUAGCCAGUGUUGUUGGAGCAAAUGCGGAUGACGUUGAGAAACUAAUCCAGCAACAUAGAGGGAUGCAACAGCAGCAAUGCUCUGGUCAUGCCCCGCAAUAAAUACUUUCAGCACCUGCCCCUGCUGUGAAAUGGCUGGAACAAUAUGAACGCUAUUAAUGCACUAUGUGAUCCAUGAUGUAAAAUAAUAAAAGUACUGCACACAA